AUGGAUUCGAAGAGAAAGGAGGAACUUAAGGAGCUUGUGGACUUCGCUUUUCGCUAUUUGCCUCUUCCUCAUCCUUGUCCUCCUUUUUCUCUUCAACCUGUCAAGAAAACUCUCUGUGACUCUGAGAUUAAGAAACGUCGUGACGAGCUCAAUGCAAGGUUGGAAGCGGGAAGACUUCUAAUGAAAGCCGAGGAAGCUCGUGCCAACAAGACGCUCGCUACUAAAGCUGAUGAUGACUCAGAUAAUGCCGUAAAGGCCAAGGCAUAUGAGAAGCUUACGAAAGCAAAUAUCAAGACUAUUCGCCAUGAAUCUGAUGAAGAAGACAAAUAUCCACCAAGAAAAAGAACUUGUGUUGAAUAA
Messenger RNA from Arabis nemorensis, 360 nucleotides. NCBI's taxonomy places the organism in Eukaryota, Viridiplantae, Streptophyta, Magnoliopsida, Brassicales, Brassicaceae. The record is from the annotation of a GenBank genome assembly.